This is a messenger RNA of Capra hircus (goat), 4754 nucleotides long. RefSeq names its product inhibitor of kappa light polypeptide gene enhancer in B-cells, kinase beta (gene IKBKB). The transcript has 21 exons. The record is from RefSeq and is a predicted model, not a curated record. Gene Ontology annotation, biological process: peptidyl-serine phosphorylation; positive regulation of transcription by RNA polymerase II; tumor necrosis factor-mediated signaling pathway. NCBI's taxonomy places the organism in Eukaryota, Metazoa, Chordata, Mammalia, Artiodactyla, Bovidae. Bases 129 to 2699 code for a protein of 856 amino acids. Gene Ontology annotation, cellular component: IkappaB kinase complex; cytoplasm. Gene Ontology annotation, molecular function: IkappaB kinase activity; ATP binding.
GCCCCGUGACGUCAGAGCAGGAAGUGUUUGAGGAAGUUGGCGCCUGUCUCGCGGCUCUGAGGGCCCCGCGCGUUCAUGUCUUCGGGGCGGCGCCCGCGCCCCGCCGCCAGCGUUAGCAGGACUUCAGUAUGAGCUGGUCACCUUCCCUGCCAACCCAGACAUGUGGGGCCUGGGAAAUGAAAGAGCGGCUUGGGACAGGGGGAUUUGGGAACGUCAUCCGAUGGCACAAUCAGGAGACGGGUGAGCAGAUCGCCAUCAAGCAGUGCCGGCAGGAGCUCAGUCCCCGGAACCGCGAGCGCUGGUGCCUGGAGAUCCAGAUCAUGAGGAGGCUGAACCAUCCCAAUGUGGUGGCUGCCCGGGACGUCCCUGAAGGCAUGCAGAGCCUGGCUCCCAACGACCUGCCCCUGCUGGCGAUGGAGUACUGUCAGGGCGGGGACCUGCGCAAGUACCUGAACCAGUUUGAGAACUGCUGUGGCCUGCGGGAAGGAGCCAUCCUCACCUUGCUGAGCGACAUCGCCUCUGCACUUCGAUACCUUCAUGAGAACAGAAUCAUCCAUCGGGAUCUGAAGCCAGAAAACAUUGUCCUGCAGCAAGGGGAGCAGAGAUUAAUACACAAAAUUAUUGACCUGGGAUAUGCCAAGGAGCUGGACCAGGGCAGCCUCUGCACGUCCUUCGUGGGGACCCUGCAGUACCUGGCCCCCGAGCUGCUGGAGCAGCAGAAGUACACGGUGACGGUGGACUACUGGAGCUUCGGCACCUUGGCCUUCGAGUGCAUCACUGGCUUCCGGCCGUUCCUGCCCAACUGGCAGCCGGUGCAGUGGCACUCCAAAGUCCGGCAGAAGAGCGAGAUGGACAUCGUGGUGAGCGAGGACCUGAACGGGGCCGUGAAGUUCUCCAGCUCGCUGCCGCACCCCAACAACCUCAACAGCGUCCUGGCCCAGCGGCUGGAGAAGUGGCUACAGCUAAUGCUGAUGUGGCACCCGCGCCAGAGGGGCACCGACCCCGUCUACGGGCCCAAUGGCUGCUUCAAGGCCCUGGACGACAUCUUGAACUUGAAGCUGCUUCAUGUCCUGAACAUGGUCACGGGCACCCUGCACACCUACCCCGUGACCGAGGACGAGAGCCUGCAGAGCCUGAAGGCCCGCAUCCGCCAGGACACAGGCAUCCUCGAGGAGGACCAGGAGCUGCUGCAGGAGGCGGGGCUGGCCCUGAUCCCCGACAAGCCCGCGGCCCAGUGCCUCUCAGAUGGCAAGCUGAACGAGGGCCGAACGCUGGACAUGGACCUCGUUUUCCUCUUUGACAACAGCAGGGUCACCUAUGAAAGCCAGGUCUCCCCACAGCCCCAGCCUGAAAGCGUCAGCUGCAUCCUGCAAGAGCCCAAGAGGAACCUCCCGUUCUUCCAGCUGCGGAAGGUGUGGGGCCAAGUCUGGCACAGCAUCCAGGCCCUGAAGGAAGACUGCAGCCGCCUGCAGCAGGGCCAGCGCGCGGCCAUGAUGAAUUUGCUGCGGAACAACAGCUGUCUGUCCAAGAUGAAGAACUCCAUGGCCUCCAUGUCUCAGCAGCUCAAGGCCAAGCUGGACUUCUUUAAAACCAGCAUCCAGAUUGACCUGGAGAAGUACAGGGAGCAGACGGAGUUUGGGAUCACGUCGGACAAGCUGCUGCUAGCCUGGAGGGAGAUGGAGCAGGCCGUGGAGCUCUGCGGACGGGAGAACGAGGUGAAGCACUUGGUGGAGCGGAUGAUGGCCCUGCAGACAGACAUCGUGGACCUGCAGCGCAGCCCCAUGGGCCGGAAGCAGGGCGGGACGCUGGACGACCUAGAAGAGCAGGCGCGGGAGCUUUACCGCAGGCUGAGGGAGAAACCGAGAGACCAGCGGACUGAUGGUGACAGUCAGGAAAUGGUGCGGCUGCUCCUCCAGGCAAUCCAAGGCUUUGAGAAGAAAGUGCGAGUGAUUUACACGCAGCUCAGUAAGACCGUGGUCUGCAAGCAGAAGGCCCUGGAGCUGCUGCCCAAGGUGGAGGAGGUGGUCAGCCUGAUGAGCGAGGACGAGAAGACGGUGGUGCGGCUGCAGGAGAAACGGCAGAAGGAGCUCUGGAACCUCCUGAAGAUCGCGUGUAGCAAGGUCCGGGGUCCCGUCAGCGGGAGCCCGGACAGCAUGAACGCCUCCCGCCUGAGUCACCCCAGCCAGCUGAUGUCGCAGCCCUGCGCGACUCCUGACAGCUUGCCCGAGGCCGCCGAGAAGAGUGAAGACCUGGUGGCUGAAGCUCACACCCUGUGCACCCAGCUGGAGAACGCCCUGCAGGACACCAUGAAGGAGCAGGACCAGAGUUUGAGGGUAAUGGCCCACGGGGAGCCCCGCUGCUCCACACCUUUUCUUUUCUGCAGCAAACGAGAAGCUGAGAGAGAGGCGACGCCCUGCCGCCUUGAUCUCAGUGUACACUUGGGAUUUUCUGGUACAACCUUCAUAUUCAUCAUGAUAACAGGGCUGACGACUGUUGAACGAGCACGGGUACCUUACGUGCUCUGUCUCCUCUCAUCCUCACUGUGCUUGGUCCUUAUGAGGCCGGUAGCAUCCCUGGGAGAAGGCCUCUCUCCCGCUCUUCCCUUCUGUGCAGUUGCUGGGCAUGCAUGUGAGAGGUGCAGUGCUGGGCUCCAGGGACAAAGCUGUCACCACCCCAUCUCUCAGGGACUUGGAGCUUAGGGACUCAGCAAGCCCAGCUCUAGGGAAGCUGAUCUAAAGAAAAAUGAGUCCAGGUACAGAGACAUCGAGGCAAAGCUGAACUUACUGAGAGGAUGCUUAAUCGUUCGCUUGGGUCUUUUAAUGGCCAUUUCCUCCAAUACAGUCCCGCACUAGCGUUGCCGAAACUUCUCGGUUUGGGGAAGGAUCAGAGGGGUCAACUGCCAAUGGUAAUCACCUCUUAUUUCUUCAAGUGCCAUCCUGCUGUUUGGGGCUUUCCGUGUCUCCUCCUAGGUACUCUUCCUCCUCUGGGCCUUGUAUGUUUCGACCCUUGCACUGCCUAUGUGCUUCUGCCAGAGGGAAAGGAAGUCUGGCCAGGUGGUUCCACCUGGUUAGCCUGGAGCUGGAGAGCUAAGACGAGCCCUGGGCACCUGGGCGUUCAGUGAGCAUAGGUCAGUGCUGUGAGCUGCAGGAAUCACACUUAAAUCGCCUGGCCAGAGUCUCAGGGGCUCCACGCCCAUCUGAAGAUAAGCUCCUGCAUGGUCUUGAAGACAUAGCUCCAGCUCUGGGGUCCCUUGCAGAAACUCGACUGUCAAUGAAAGGCUCUAGCCUUCCUUCUAAAUCGUGCUGGUUGCCUCCCAAAGAAGAAAACCAGGUACCUGGGUGGCCGCAGGGUUGUUAAUGAGCCCGUUGACUUUCAGUCUCUAGACUGGAGCUGGUUGCAGUCGGAGGAGGAGGAACAGCAGGGACUGGAGCGGGCCUCGUGAUGGUGGGCGGCCCUGGCCCCAGUGGGCCGCCUUGCUCAAGGCCCUAGCGUCAUCGCGCCCGGCGUCCUUGGCACCCAGACAGAGAUCGCGCUCCUCCAGCAGCCAUGACGGUCGCUGUGGACCGAAGGCAUGGCCCUCCGUGGGCACAGCCAGCAGCUCGUCUGCUCGCUGGAUUUCCUCUGCUGCAGAGGCCCAGUGGACGUGGAUGCCGGGGGGCGGCGUGUAGGAGAUGUCUCCAGGGCCGCCACUGCCCCUGCGAGGGGAGAGGAGUGCUCCAGGCUCAGUGGCCACACCCGACUGACUCCCAGGACGAAGUCUGAGCGGCGCUCGGUGCCAACUGUCUCCUCCUGACCCCUCCUGCUCUCCAGAGGAGGUCUGUCUGCGUAGCUCGAGUUUCUGGAUUCAGCUUCUCUUGAGCAGACCUCCAAACCCCGGAUCCUGCCCUGUCCCAUCCUCCUUUCUUCUCUGAUCUCAGUGCUGCUAACGUUUGUCCUUCCACCUGCGAUCUGCAGCCAGGCUGCGGUCCUUCCAGCCAGCGUGACUGGAGCCAGGAGGGAAAAGCAUCUCCCUUCCUGCGGGUCCCAAAGAGUCCCUGGGAGCGAGCUGCCUUGGAGAAGAAGGAAAGACGGAAGGGAUGUCUGUCACCCACGAGCCUGCUGACCCCCUGUGCCCACAGCCCUGCCCCGUGUGCGGCUGUGGGGGGGGGGAGGUGGGGGAGGUCCCGCCCCUCGUAUCCUCUCGCGGUAUUAUUCAGUGAAUGUAUUUAAAAAACAGAUUCUCUAUUUUGCAACAUGACUCAGAUCCCACUGUCUAUUUUUAUAAUACCUCUGGUUAGGACUUAACAAACUCAAAAACCCAACUGCAAUGGAACAUUUGAUGAAAUUGAACGGUGCCAGGGCCCGCGCUGCCUCUCUGCUGUCUCACGAAAGCUUCUCUGUGUAACAGAGGGACAGCACGGUGAGCUCGGAUGAUCCCAGGCAGGCAAGUUUGGUUGGAGAAGAAAGCCGGACGAGAAGAGUUUCACAGAGUGCCUUCCGUGGAGGCGGUUCUGUGGGUUCCAUGUACAGGAAGUUUGGGCAACAAUGGUUCAUGCUUUAAGUGCCUCUUAGAAAUUCACAUUGUGCACUGGUGUACUGAAGGAUGGAAAGUCCCGUGAUAAUGAAGUGAAGUGAAGUCCCUCAUUUGUGUCUGACUCUUUGCGACCCCAUGGACUAGUACGCUCCUCCGUCCAUGGGAUUUCCCAGGCAAGAGUACUGGAGUGGGUUGCCAUUUCCUUCUCCCGUGAUAAUAAACUGGUUUAAUUCUGCCUAAA